UGCGUGCAGCUCUCCCUCUGCAAACAAGUCACAAUGUUUCUCUUUAACUUGUUUUCAGCCACUACCUGGACUUUGCUGGUUCUUUUUAUCACCCUUGUGUUGCUAUAUGGAAUUUGGCCAUAUAGGUUUUUCAAAAAAUUGGGAAUACAGGGACCAAGACCACUGCCGUUUGUUGGGACACUUCUAGGCUUUAAAAAGGGAUUAGCUGCUGUUGACCGAGAAUGCCAAGCCAAGUACGGGGACGUCUGGGGGAUGUUUGAUGCACGAACCCCAGUUUUAAUGGUGGCAGACCCUGAGAUUGUUAAGACUGUGAUGGUGAAGGAGUGCUACUCUGUGUUUACCAACCGCAGGGAUAAUCCAGUGGCAGGACCUAUGGCUGAUGCAAUUACAACAGUUAAAGAUGAGAGGUGGAAAAGAAUUCGGAGCACUUUAUCACCAUGCUUCACCAGUGGAAGACUGAAACAGGCUUUUCCCAUCGUUGCACGCUAUGCAGACCAACUCACUGAAAAACUUGGACAAACACAUUUGGAUGGACCCAUCGAUGUCAAACUAUUCGUGGGCCCUUAUAGUUUAGACGUUGUGACCAGUGCAUCCUUCGGUGUUGAGGCAAACUCCAUAAACAAUCCAGAUGACCCGUUUGUUGUUCAGGUCAAGAAGGUCCUUAAUUUCAGAAUGUGGCUUUUCUUUCUACUAAUGGUAUUUCCCUUCACCGCCCGACUGUUUAAUCUCCUGAAAAUUGAACUAAUAUCCAGAGUCAGUGUGGAUUAUUUCUACAACAUCAUCAAGAUAUUUAAAGAGCAGCAUGGGGCAGAUGAAUCUAUUCGGGCAGACUUCCUGCAGGUGAUGAUCCAGAACGAGAUACCAGAAACAGACAUCAAGAGUGAACAAGAUCAGCCAAGUAAAGGUUUGACCGAGCACGAGAUCCUUUCGCAGGCUAUCAUCUUCAUCUUUGCGGGCUAUGAGACCACCAGUGUCACUCUCACGUACAUCCUUUACCAUCUCGCCACCAACCCUGAAGCGAUGCGGACGUUGCAGGAAGAAAUCGAUGCCAACCUACAGAGAGAUGCUCCAUUGGGAUACGAGGAUGUGGUCGGUCUGCAGUACCUGGACCAUGUUAUUUUGGAGUCACAGCGUUUGAUUCCCACUGCACCUCGGCUUGAGAGGAUAUGCAAAAAAACUGUCCAGAUCCACGGCCUCACCAUCCCCGAAGGAACCCUGGUUACCGUUCCAAUUCACUUAUUACACAAGGACCCACGUUUUUGGAGCUCACCUGAGCUUUUCAGACCCGAGAGGUUCAGUAAAGACAGUGGGGAAGAGGUGAACCUGUACGCGUACUUGCCGUUCGGGCUCGGUCCUCGUAACUGCGUUGGGAUGCGCUACGCUGUCCUCACCAUGAAGACGGUUCUUGUCCGUCUCCUGCAGAGUUACACCGUGGAAACAUGCAAAGACACCGUGAUUCCGUUGGAGUUUAACUGGAUGUUACAGCCGAAACAGCCAAUAAAACUCACGUUUGUUCCCAGACAACAGUAGUUAAAAGGCAGCUUCUCUGAAUAAACCUUGCUUCUGAAUUGCUUAACUGCUGAAAGGAUAAGAAUGAAAGUUUUGAUAAUAUUGACAUUAUUUUUUUAAUGCACCUAGAACAUCAGAUUUUUCUUGCAAUGUUGUUUAUCAAAUUUGUAUGCAUUUAAAGGAAGUGUGUAACAUGUAGGGAGAUUAAUUGGCAUUUAUGGAAUAUAAUAUUCAUUACUGUUUUUAUUAUAAUGAACUGAAACUAAGAAUCGUUAUGUUUAUUGUUAGCUAAGAAAAAGCCCUUUAUAUCUACAUAGGGAGCGGAUCCUCUUCCAUGGAGUCCGCCGUGUUGCACUGCAAGGCUUCUACAGCAAAGUAUUGUUUAGCCUCAAUGCUACUGCUGCUUGUUAUUAGUACUUUUUAAUGUUUUGGUGUAAUUUAUUAUCACGCUGCAGCGAUCAUCUCCUCAGCUCUCUGUGUCAGGACUGUGCUCAUGCAAGUUCCCACACACACAAAUACACACAAGUACAAAAACAUGGAACUAGGUCGGCAUACAGAACAGAUAGGUCGGGGUGGAGACUCUGAAGUGAACCAGAUGAAGUGAAGAUUCCUCGAGUUGAUGACAAUUUCGCUCGUUAAACAUUUGUGGGUAAGAAGCCAGUACUAUCAAUACAUCUGUUCAACAAGCACGAACAUGUAAACAAAAGGGAAACCUAAUUCAAUCGGCUCUGUCUGCAGUCUCUCAUCCACUGCCGCUAUGUUUACACAUGCAUAGAACGAAACCUUUUUUUUACAAACAAGCUGUGUGAAGUCAGAAGGGUAUGUUGUCUCUUGUAAUCUGCAACCUCACCACUAAAUGCCACUAAAUCUAAAUCUUUUCAGGACAUGUAUUUACAUGAAAACACACUCGUGAACGCAAUAUCUCAGCAACACCUUGACCGAACUUAUUCAAAUUGGCACAAACAUCUACUUUGAAUUGAGUCUGUCGGUACAUUGGUCAAGUCAAUCUCACUGGCGCACGUUUCUGCCUGGGUUAAAAGAUGUGGCAAAUCCACUGUGACUGACAACAGAUGUGUCUUAAAAAGGAAUGAAAGUCUUCUAAACAUAUUAUUUGCAUCUUUAACCAUUCACCGAAAGAACCACACAGGCUUGCCUUAUUGUACGAUCCAAAUCUUUGUCAAUUUGCUAUUUUCAGUGCGUAGGUAGCCAGUUCGGAGGUUGUUGUUAUUUCACGUAGCGAGGUGGAUUUUUCAGACUAUAUCACAGUAAACUGAAUAUGUUUUGUAUUUGAAUGGUUGGUCAGACAAACGGAAUCGGACAACAUCACCUUGGACGUCUCUGUAAUGGACAUUUUUCAAUCAUUUUUAUCAACGAUAAAUCAAGAAAAUAAUCAGCUGAUGAAUAGAUCUAUUUCCACCAAAUACAAUAUUGCACACGUGUAGUUAUAAUUCUGGUUUAUGACAACUUAUGUUGGAGAUCCAGUUCGUCCUUCCUGUCAGUAAUGAUAACAUUAUACUCACCAAGUUUACAUAUCUGAGAUGAUGGGAGCCAGUAGUGGCACCAAGUAACAAAGUACUCCAGUACGUACAAUUUUGAGAUACUUGUACUUAGACUGUUUAAAUUUUAUGCAAUUUCUAUUCCACUGUAUCUCAGACAGAAAUAUUGUACUUUUUGACUUCACUAGACAGCUUUAGUUACUACUAGUUACAACACAUUUUAUCUAGUUGUCUCAUUUCAGAUGUCAUUGAGUUGUCAGUUCCACCAAAGAUACAUUUCUCCUCUAAACUUCUCACAUGGUUUCAUUUAAAUAAAUGUUCAAAUGAACAUUCAAAGACUUUGGAAAAGUCCAGAAACUGAUAACAGAUUGUUUUGUAUCAGAACUUAGUGUCUUGUCAUCAAUCAUCUCAUGACCCUUCAGAUUUAUCUGGUGACCCUUUGGAGGGGCCUGACCCCUAGGUUGGGAACCACUCGACUAAACUUUCUAACCGCAUAUUAAAACUAGCUCA
Messenger RNA from Anoplopoma fimbria (sablefish), 3515 nucleotides. RefSeq names its product cytochrome P450 3A27-like. Gene Ontology annotation, molecular function: steroid hydroxylase activity; heme binding; oxidoreductase activity, acting on paired donors, with incorporation or reduction of molecular oxygen. The record is from RefSeq and is a predicted model, not a curated record. Bases 34 to 1530 code for a protein of 498 amino acids. NCBI's taxonomy places the organism in Eukaryota, Metazoa, Chordata, Actinopteri, Perciformes, Anoplopomatidae. The transcript has 13 exons.